ACUUCAAAUCGUGACAUCUUCUUCUUCUCCCCCCCCUCUCUCUCUCUCCCUCUCUCUCUCUCUCUACAAACUUUCUCUCUCUACAAAAUAACAUGCACAAAAAUAUAUAUAUGUAUAGAGAAGAAAUGUACAGUAGUCAGAAAUCAUCCAGAGAAGACAGAUUAAAAAGAAAUCCUCGAAAUCCAUCAUUCUCUUCCAGUCUUCUUGACGAAAUCUACCGUUCCAUCGAUGGCGGGAACGAGAAAUGCCAAGAAUUGAAGUUUUAUAAGGAUAGAGUCGUCAAGAAACAGAGUCAUGGCAGUAGUGUCCAGGAUGAAGACAUGGCGAGCCUCCGCCGAGCAUGUCUUCUCGAGAAGUGGAUGGAAAAGAAAGUUCACGACAAGGUUUCGGGUCGACGACGCCAAUCGGUACCCGAAUCAGAGGAGAGAAAAUUGCAGCACCGCAACACUGAUGCUCUGUUCUUCAGUUCCUCUUCAAGUUCUUCUGAUUCUAGUUCCGGUGCACUCUCAAUCUCAUCCUCCGACACUGAGUUUUUGGGGAAAUCGAGGACUUCUUGUUUCACUGCAAAGAGGCCAAAGCCAGUGAAGACUAACGUUUCGGAGAAAUUGGGAAAGGCUGAAUACUAUGAACAGAGUGAGUACUACUUGUUCGAUGAUUAUCCUCAUCGGAAAAACCAUGAAGAUUUGAAGAAUGAAGAUGGUUUGAUAAAAUCAAAAUUGAGAGCUUUAAAGAUUUACAGCAAUUUAAAGAAGGUGAAACAGCCAAUCUCGCCUGGGGGUAAGCUCGCGAGCUUUUUAAACUCUCUGUUCAGUAAUGGAAAUUCGAAGAAGAAGAACUCAAGCUCAUCAUCAACUGGAGGUUACGAGGAUGUGUGUGUGGAGAGAAAAGCAAAGUCCACUCAAGCAUCUACGUGUUCAUCGGCAUCUUCAUAUUCCAGAUGUUUGUGGGAUCAAUUAAAAAGGUUGUUUGGAUCAUUCCUUGCUUUGAGCUUCCCUCCUCCUUUGAUGAUAUGGUACGGUAGGUGGAGUGGGGAAGUUGCCAACAAUGAUGAGAAGAAUAAUGUUCGUGGGGUGGGGGAGAUGAGGUGUCAUGAAACAUUACGGAAGAUUCACUUUAGGAAACAAUCAAAGGUGGUGUGCUAA
Camellia sinensis is the source of this 1142-nucleotide messenger RNA. The record is from RefSeq and is a predicted model, not a curated record. NCBI's taxonomy places the organism in Eukaryota, Viridiplantae, Streptophyta, Magnoliopsida, Ericales, Theaceae.